Molecule: messenger RNA, 1224 nt
Organism: Miscanthus lutarioriparius
Lineage: Eukaryota; Viridiplantae; Streptophyta; Magnoliopsida; Poales; Poaceae
Source: the annotation of a GenBank genome assembly
AUGGGGCCAAGCGCACAGAAUGCUCUGCACGCUGCCGUUUUCCAGCUUUCAGAAAUGGUUCACCUGCUACUGGAAUGGAGGCCAGCUCUGGCCGACCCAGUCGACUGCAGCGGCAGCAGCCCGCUCCAUUUCGCGUCGUCGGACGGCGAUCGCAGCAUCGUGCGUGCAAUCCUGCGCGCCGGGCCGCCGGGAACGGUGUACAAGAAGGACUCGAGCGGCCUGUCGGCUCUCCACGUCGCGGCGCGGAUGGGACACCACCGCGUCGUGACGAACAUGCUAGGGAGCUGCCCCGACGCCGCCGAGCUCCGUGACGCCAAUGGCGGGACCUUCGUCCACGCCGCGGCCCGGGAGAAGCGCUCCUCGGUGGUGUCGCUCGCCACCAAGGAUCCCAUGCUGCGCGGCCUCCUGGACGCGCAGGAUAGGGACGGGAACACGCCUCUCCACCUUUCGGUGGCAGCGGGAUCGACCGGCAUCGUGGAGGAUCUGCUACACAACGGCAAGCGUUUGAUCUCGCCGCCAGAUCAACCACCAUCCAGUUUCUUCAAAAUGGUAAGCCUGGUGGUCGCGCUAGUCGCUUAUGGGGCACAGCUCCGGCCGCAGAGGCAGGACCAACUGGAGCAGUGGGUUGGCCGCGACAUGGUGCGGAAGGGGAUACAGAACACGUCGGACAACCUCGCGGUGGUGGCCGGCCUCAUCGUCGCCGCCGCGUUCGCCGCCGGGUUCAACUUGCCCGGUGGGUACGGCGACGACGGCAAGGCAAACCUCAAGGACGAGACUGUCUUCAAGAGCUUCCUGCUCUUGAACACCGGGGCCGUGGUAACGUCCAUCGUGGUGGUGAUUCUGCUCGUCUAUGGGAAGGCGUCGCGCUCUGCCGGCUCGUGGAAGAGCUUCGCGGCGGCGCUGCAGCUCUUGUGGGUGUCGCUCGUCUGCAUGAUGCUGGCCUUCCAGGCGGCUCUGCUCUCCGUGGCGACCACGGGGACACUCAGUUACGGGUUGCUGGGUGUAUACACAUACACGUGCAUCCUUGUCUUGCAAGUAUGCAUCGCGGAGCGGCUGGGGCCUAGGACGAGGUUGCGCACGAUUUGGAGGUUUCACUGGAAAGGAAGAAGGCAUGUCGACGUCAAACGACAGUAUCCGUUCGCCAAAGCUACCGUACUCAAAUUACAACUUUUUACAGCUACAAGUUUCCUAGUUUCUAUAGGUUUUCAAGUCAUCUUUUUUUAA